UGUGAGGAGCGUACAGUAUUGACCUACUAACACAGAUCUCUCUCCAGCGGCGUCGGCUGCGUCGUCGGCAGAAGGCGCGUUCCUCGGCUGCGCCCGGCUUCUCCACUCUCUCCCGAGCGCACAUUCUCCUCCUGGCGCACGACGGGAAGGACGUCUUCGGGCUGCUGCUGCUGCUGCUGCUGCGAGGGUCUCUCUCUCUGCCUGCCUGGCCCCUGCUCUCGCUGCCUGGUUGUAGUCGAGGACCUGCUCGCCUCUCGGCCCCUCUCCAAAGCGACCGGCUCCGACGGGAAGCAGAUGCCGACGGGAUCUCCGGCGAGCGAGGCGCGCGCUCGGCCCCUCUCGGCCCGAGCAGCUUGCCCAGGUACAGGAAGCUUCCGUCGGGGAAAUUGCUCGUCUGAAGGGGGUCCUUCUUCCCCCCCCUAUCCCGCCCACCUUCCCUCGGUCCUUUCCCGACGAGACUCACUCUGUCCUGGUGUGCGUUCACCCUUCUCUAGACACGGGUUCGUCGGAGAAAUUCGACCCUCUCCAUGCGCCUGUCUACCUAGCAGUAACUUUUCUCGCCCUCUGGCACGUCAGCGGCCGGGACUCGCCGCCUGAAGGCGGCCGCUUUGAUUGCAGCCCCUCUCGGAGCAGCUUCCCCGGCUCGGCUGGCUCAGAGCUCGGCGCUGCUCUUACAUAAUAAGAUGCCUCCUCCGGGGUGGAGGGAAAUCGGGACUGGGGAGCAGGAGGAAAGCUCAGAGAUCUUGCCACCAUUCCUUCUUGUAUGAGCAGGGAUUUGUGGGGGUGGGGAGAUGGAUGGUAAGCGAGGGCAUGGAUGGGAGGGUUGGCUGAAGGAAUCGUUGACGGGCAGCAAAGGAUUAGGAAAAUGCCUUGUUAAUAGUGGCAUGCGCCUUGGAAGAAGAGUUCUUUGAAACGCGCCCGUUUCCCCCUGGGGAGCAUCUGAAGCGCCCGAGGGGCUGGCGGGGCUUGUUAUUUCAUCUCUCGCGCAUUGCAUAAUCGGUCCACGGCGAGUUAUUGGCGAGCGCUUCAGAGAGGAGGUGAGCGUGCAAUGCUUUGGUAAUUUUGGUGCAGCGUUAGGGAAUACGGUCCCCAUUUACACAUCUCAUCUAUUUCUGGAUAUCUUAGGGAAGGUCUGCUUUUUUAGAAUAAAAAAAAAGCCCCAUGAUGAACUGGUGCUGCGCGUGAGAUUCCUUGUUUAUUCCUUACGCUGCGUUCUUUGAAGCUGCUAGAGAAAGGAAGACACGUAACAAUCGCCUGAUUCGGGGCUGUUCAGAUGUAUGUUAUGUGUGUGGGGGGGGGAGAAUUCGGUUUAUAUUGGCCCGUGCCUUUUGCUCCCUCCUGGCAGCUGGUUUUCAGGCACCGCGUUUCCUGAUCGUUCCUGGAAAUGUUGCAUUAUGCAACCACGGCAUUCGCUGGCGGCCAGGUUAGGCAGCUAAUUACGCGCUUUGAUAAAUCUCGCCACAAAGAAACUAGAGCAAUCUCGGCUUUAAAAUAAAACCACGAUUUCCAAAGUCAUCCCUCUUGCAUCUCCCUCCCCUGUCGGAAAGUAGAUCGCUGCUGCGUAAGUUGGAGAAAGGCAGCUCGGCUUGUUGAAUGUGUGCCACGUCCCUUAAAACGAAAAUUGUGCACGUCUAUAUUUAGCCCUAUCACAUUUGAGCAAUUGUGGCUCCGUGGGCUAUUUCUGGUCUUUUCUCCAGAGCUGUGCAAAUAGACGUUCAAGGACAUUUGCUGGCGUUUUCAACUCCACGCCUUGGGAGACGUUUUGAUAAGGCUGGUAUUUUUAGGAAGGCAUUUCGCUCACACAUCAAGUGGCUUGGUAGGUGUUGGCUUUCGUGCAUGAUUCACCCUCCUCCGUAGAGAUAUAUAUACAUACAUACAUACAUAAGCUUAUAUAUACACAAGCUUGUUACGCAUUUCGGGAAAAAGUGAGAGGUGCCUCUGAUCUCGUCGUAGCCCCUGCAAUUUGCAACCAAGAACAACAAAGUCGGGCUGGCGCGGGGGGGUGAAAGGCGGAGGGGGAGGGUGCGCGCGGGGUGCGGAGUCUUUAUUUCAACAUAUGUGACGGUCGGCGUAACGUUGCAAAACACACACCCAACAACAAUGCCCAGCCCGAUUUAGGUCAGUAGCACAUUUCAGAUGGCCAGAAUCCCAGCGUGCGAUCGAAAUCUAUGCCACUCUCGCAAUCGUGUCGUUUUGCAACUAUUAAACCCGUCUGCGCCGGGGUGGGGGUGGGGUCUUGCUUUUUCCAAAAAAAAAAGAAGGGGGAAGGGGAGAGAAAUCCUGAUGCUGAAUCACUCUAAAAAUAUAAGAAGGUUCAGAAAUCCAAGGUUUGCGCGGGGGUGGGGGUGGCGAGGAGCGCAAAAUCGGGUUCGACAAUUGUUGAUUUUCUGCUAGUGGCUCUUUUAAUGAGAGAGAGAGAGAGAGACAGAGAGAGAGACAGAGACCGAGGUCUUUCUGCAUUCGAGUCAGAGCUCUUGCCCAGAUUAACAAGGGUCCCACUGCGACCCCUUAGAAGUAACCGGCGCGUAAUUCGGGCGCGUUUGUUGCGUUCAGAGGACAGCUAUGAGGUGCAGAGCCGAGAGGGGAAGAACUCCUUCUGGACUCGGGAGAGCCUGGCGCUUCUCCGAGGCCGGGGGCGUCGGGCAACGAGGGAGCUUGCGCUGCCUGCCCGCCUGCCGCCCGAGCCGCCUUAGGCGUUGGUUGUUAUGACUGGGGCCGGAGCGCGCGUUGGAAGGGGCCUGGAUGGCGCUGCCGCCGCGCUUUGCAUUCCUUUGUUCUGCGAAGGGGGGGUGGGGGUGGAGAGAAGGCGAGGCAGAGCUCCGGGGAGUGAGGCGGGGAGAGAGGGCGCACAAGAGGAGGAGACAGGCGGGCUGGAGCGGAGUCGGCGAGAGGAGUAAAUAAGGCAGGAGAGCGGUCGUUUUGCACGGACAGGGAGCGCGAGCAGAACAAGCUGGCCCCGGGGAGGGAUGCGGCUCCAGUCACGUAGUGUGUGUACUCACUGUUGCAACGACGGGGGGCGGGCCCAAGAGCUCCUCGCUCUGGCUUCUCCACCCUCCCGGGCCCCGCUUUCUCUCCGCCCCUCCAGACUUGGCAACGGAGCUGGCAGCUCUCACGUUUCCUCCCGAAACAGAGCGAAGGUUGGGCGGGCGCGUGUUUGACUGCGACCCCGUCCGCUUUUGCGCCUCCUUGGGCAGCCCGGAAUGCCGCCCCUCCUUGGGCGCAAUUGGCUGGCGAGUUUUCUCUCCAGAUUUUUUGCUCUUGCGCAAAAGCGUAUAUGGGCGUUUGCGCGCGCGCUCAUUACCUUUCAUGUAAACUCUGUGGAAAAGUCCCAAACACCCCAUCGUGUGUAUAAAGGAUGCCUGUUUAGCUCCCCUAUAGCACAGUGGCUUCUAAGUAAAAACACAAAAAAACCCAGCCCCCCUUCCCCUUUCCUUGGCCCAAGCCUUUCCUCGGAGAUUUUCCACAAUUCAGACUUCUUAACCAGGUCAUUGUUAUGGGGGCAGCAUUAAUUCCUGUAAGGGGUGCUUACUGGAGGUGGAAUAAUUACUUGUUAAAACAAUAGGGAUGUGUGAUGAGGCUCAUAUCCAUUGGCCGAUUCUUACCCCCCCCUCAAAAAAAAAGUGAGGAGGGGAUACUGCAGGUGGCAUUUCCAGAAAGAAUAGGAUUUAACUACUGUUGCCAAUGGUGUUAUUAUUUUGGUAAUUUCCCUGCAUAUUCAAGAGUGCUGCUGGGUUUUGUUUUUUUACAGUAGCUAUAAAGUAAUUAUUGCUAACUGCUGCCAGGAAAACAAGCUUUGCCGGCACACUUUAGUGCAUUUUUACUCAGAGGUAAUUCCUUCCCUAUGCAUGGUACUUGUGUUGAGUAGAACAUACUCCCAGGUCAUGAAGGUUGUCUGCAUACUUCACCUUUAAAACACACACUUUCUCUCAAAGCAUGUUGGACACUGUAGUAGGGCUGAGCAAUGUCCAGUUUUCAACAUCGUGAUUUAUCACCAGCUGUUUAUUGGAUGUACCGAUAUAUCAUGAUGUCUCAAAAAAGGAUGGAACUUUGUAGUGGUGAAUGGGGCAAUGUCUGGGCAACUGCUACUACUUAGGAGUCUAAAACGGAUACAUUUUUACUUACCUUUAACAUUGUGUUGCAACUGUUAUUUUGCACAGAGCAACAGGGGUGGCAGGAAUCAGAGAAGCGAAGACCGGCUUCACGCUUUUUCUCACAUUGCAUUUUUUUACAUAGCGCACGCACACACACAUUGCUAUUCACAAGAUAUCUCCAUGCCAAAUAUUAUGAAGCUGUUACCACAAUGUGGACUCCAAACAGAUUUUGGACGAUGCAUCGAUACAUUGCCCAGCCCUACACUGUAGUUUGUUAAGAGUUGCCAGGAAUUGUAACCUGGUAAGGGGUGAACUACAGUGCCCAGAAUCCUUUGAGAGAAGCAAUGUGCUUCAACUUUAAUGUUUAGCGUAUACACAGCCUUAGUGAGCCGAGGACCAGGCAAAUCCUGGGGGUUAGGCCCUAAACGGCUGGGGACUAAGUAUGGCAGCAGUUAGUCUAGUUAUGUGUGUUGCCCAAGUCAAAGAAUUUCCAUGAUUUCAAAACAACUGUAUUCUACUGGUGGAAGGAAGAAAUGAAGGGCUGUAAUACAGUGGCAGGGCAUCUGUGGAGAGCCGCUUGUCUGAUAAUCUGGAGAGACGCUUCCAGCCAGUAUAGAUGGUAUGACUUAGAAUGAGGAGCAUCUUAUGAUCAGAGAAUAAUUCCAGUGGUAAAUGUUAUACAGCCAAGUCGUGAUGGAUGACCUCAGGUGUUGUGUUAACAGGUGUUAUUAACCUUUGUAGCUAUUACCACACAAGUGUAUAUAGUUAAGAAAAACUCCAGCAGCAUUGCACUUAUAUAUAUAUUUACUUUACCUAUCAUUUUAAGUCUGUAUUUUCACCCAUUAUAAGGAUUAGAAAUGUUUGGGUUAUUUCCCCCUUCUAUCGUCCGAUGCGCCCUGUUUUUGUUGUAAGAAUUCCUGGCAGUUUAACACCCACCCCCCUCAUUGCACAGAAAUCUGGCAGUGCUGACAACCUUGCAAAGAAGUUUAGGAAGGCUUGACUUCAAAUGCUUUGCCAUUAUGUCUCUGGGCUGAUCCAAAGCUUGCUGAAACUGAGUAGGCAGCUUCAGUGCUGACUUCAUUGUAUUGGUGCCAAUCUGAAGGCUGUAGUUCUGAGUCAGGCACCCAAAUAAUGACAUUGAAACAAAUGUUAAUGUGUUGCUAUUUAAAAGCAUGUAUUUUUCGCUAAACCUUUAGGGCUAAUUUUUCCAACCUUUUAGAGCGACGAGAGAGAAAAGAUGACUAUGUCGCAUGACUAUGGCCACAUUUUCAUGUUAUUUUUAAAAUGGGUACCCGUAUUUCUGCACAUAGAGAGCUUGAUGUAAUCUGUCAGUGGGACAUUUCAGAAGUUGAGAAACACGUGUAACAUACAGGCAUACUAAUCAAAGAGUUGGAAAACCUAAGGAUUGAAGCAACAGCAUGCUUGGACAGUGGUCUCAAGGCCAAGGAUAAUAAUCCUGUGUACCACGAUCAAUUUGACUGGAGUCACCAUUAGUCUGGAGAAGGUGCAUCACGACUUUUCUCCCAGCUCUGCAUUGCCAUGGAAUAGAUACACACAACCAUCUCAUCCCUAUAGAAGCUUCCACAAUGGUCCGUGAGAUAACGGAGGAUCUUGGUGAUGCCACUCACUUCCUGCCUUGCCACUGUUAACGCUUUUGUUCAUUGCUCAUUCCUGCCUCAACAUCCCCCCCCCCCAACACUCAGCUUUUGUACCCAUUGUAGCAAGGAUUACUCAUAGUAUAGAUGUACAGUGGUAACUCGGGUUAAGUACUUAAUUCGUUCUGGAGGUCCGUUCUUAACCUGAAGCACCACUUUAGCUAAUGGGGCCUCCCGCUGCCACCGCGCCGCAGGAGCCCAAUUUCUGUUCUUAUCCUGAAGCAAAGUUCUUAACCUGAAGCACUAUUUCUGGGUUAGCGGAGUGUGUAACCUGAAGCGUAUGUAACCUGAAGUGUAUAUAACCCGAGGUACCACUGUACUCUAAAGCUAUUUGCAUGCUUAGAGGAAGAUGCUGCACCUCACCACCCAGAAUUACCUACUCUUCAGGAGCCUUAAAUUUUAGUCCCUUACAUUGCCAUGAUUUCAUACCUUUUCCUAAUGGUCACAACCCAGCUGGCUAAGGGUAACUUUUGAGAAUAUAUAUUUUUAAAAAUUCAGUUAGUUUAUAGAUAUUGGAAUCAUAGAUUAAAACAAAAGAUUGAUAGAUUUCCCCCUUGGAAAUUCAUCACAAGGUAGCAAAAUAACCCAAUGGCAAAUUCACUGUAGGCCUGGCUAGAUUCCCUUUGACCAGACAUUCAUAAACGUGUACUCAGGUGAGUUCGGAGCACGCAAUGAACAUAAACGCAGAGCCAUAUAACUGUGUUUCCUUAUUACCAAACUUCCUUAGUAGACAAAGCAUUUUUUUAAAAGAAAAAAUGUGGGUUGCCUCAUGUGCAUCUCUUGAAAGAUAAUACAUGUGUAGGCAAAGAACCAUGAUGGGCAAUAGGCUUCUAAAACGUCCUCACCCAACAUAUUUACAUUUACGCAUGCAGUGCUGUGGUAAGAUUAAAUAACACAAUACUUAGUGCAUCAUAUAAUUGAUUAAAUGGCUCCAGAGUGCUAGGUCAGUGGAAUAAGCAAGCUGCAAUCCUGUAGUCAUUUCACCUAGCUGUUGUUGUUGGCAUACAUCUGUCUUGAGAAACAAUGGAAUGUGCCUCCAGGGCAGAAGGUGAGGUCAGACCUAUGGAGAAUCACAGUGCAUGCUGUGGCUGCAGAGACUGAUAACUUGUAACUACUGCCUGCCAUGCAAGUCUGGGCAGUGUGCAUGGAGGUCCUAGGCUGUCUGGAUGAGAAGACCUUCUUGGCCUCACCGUUGUGGUCCAAAGGAAAGCAAAGCAAUAUGUUUGACAUCAGCUUGGCUGCAGGAGUUGCUGGAAGGAGGCGUACAAGACACUCUCCAACUGUCUUAGGAACUCCACUCCAGAUUUGUGUGGGUUUUUACUUCUUAGCCUUUUCUUCUCCCGAAGAUGUCCUGCAAGGCGGUAAACCCCAUUGAACUCAAUAGCAUUUAUUUCUGAGUAAACAUGAAUUGUAUUGUUCAUACACCCAAAAUUUGCCAGCAUGCCAUAGUGUAUGAAUGCAGCAGAAGGACAAAUCAAAAUUUACUUAGGUCAAAAAUUCUUAGAUUUCAAUUGUUUUCAAGUUGCAGGUUUUAAUUGUUUCCAUCAGUUGCUGGAAAUACAGUGGUACCUCUAGUUGCGGACUUAAUCCGUUUCAGAGUGCAGUUCGCACCCCGAAAAGUCCACAACUAGAGCACCUCUUCUGCGCAUGUGCGUGGCGUGAUCGAGCGCUUCUGCGCGAAGCACAGAGAUCGCUUUUGCGCAUGUGGCGAACCCGGAAGUAAACACUUCCGGGUUUGCUGCGUUCUUAAGCUGAAAGUCCGUAACGAGCGGAACGCAACACGAAGUAUGAGUGUUAUGAAAUCAGAGUAGACUGAUUUUUAAUUUUUUUUGAGUGAUACAUAUGCUGAGAACAAAUAGAGGUAUGAGUGUUAUGAAAUCAGAGUAGACUGAUUUUUAAUUUUUUUUGAGUGAUACAUAUGCUGAGAACAUUCAAAUACUCAGUGGAUUUAUUUGGUUGUUAUAUUUGUUAGUCCCUCCCUACCCCCAAAUGAAACUCCCAAGUGACUUACAAAAAACAAAUUAAAUGAAUUAAAACAACUUGUGACCUUGUUAAUUUAUUUAUUUAACACACUUGUAUACCACACUUCCUAAUACUAUAUCAGGCUGGUGAACAGCAAAUAAGAAAACAAUUCAAGGAAAUGACAGAUAAAGUCUUAAAGCAGAUUAAAUUUGCUUAAUACUAGCUCCGAUGCUAUAUAUUCUGAUAACUACUGAUUUACUUGACUAUUGAAUUUUCCUCAAGCCAUGUCAUAAUUUAUGUACUUGAUUUAAUAAUAUGUGGUGUGCACCACAUACGUUUUGAGGAUUUGCUGAGUAUUCUCAUUCACUGUAGCUGUAAUUGUGUCAAUGUUAUUGAAACAAUUUCAGUUACAUUUUAACUUUAAUUUUCCUCCCGUAAUUAUUUAUUCAGGACAAAAUGGAUCACAAACAAGCUUCAGGAUUGUUUGUUAAAUACACCCUUGACUUUUUAUACAGAAGCCUCAGAGAUUAGCUACAGAUUAACUAAGGAACUUUCUUCAGGCAUACGAGAUGCUCUAGGCAUCCCUGGAAAUCUUUAUUGAGCCCAGCAGCACACACAGGUUUAUUGAUCAAUAUUAUCCAGAACUUUAAUUGGUGCCCUUUCCGUAUGUACUAAAACAACAACUGGCCAGCACUUUGCCUGUGUGUAUGUAAUCCUGAAUAGGGUUUAUAGACUUUGGCUCCAAGAUUUAAAUAGUAUUGCGAGGAAAUUUAUUCAAAUCAUGCAGAGUUCUCGUUAUGUAAGGUUUCACCUCAUUUUAUUGCCACAAACAUCAAAUUUUGAUCGUGUCUGAAACUGAGGCUGAGAAAUAAUGAUUUGCCCAAGGCUCCCCUCGAAGCAUGAUUCAGAUGGGAGGAAAAUAUGGGCCUGAAAUCAAUUGGCCUAUGCUGGCUCUCAGGAAUGAUACGGAUCCUUUAUGCUACCAGUUACUAAGGUUGUGCAUUUGCUUUGGACCAAGCACAAGGCUAUGCUUCAGAGACAUUCAGCUUGCCUCUAAAUUCAAAGUAACUUGGGUCCAAAGUUGCCCAGGAUGACGUGGGCAGGUUCUUUGGCUUCAGAACCAUUCUGGAGCUUGAGACUGAUGUUUCUUCCCCACCAUGUGCAAUUUUAUGCAUUCUUGUAGGCGCCCAACCCCAAAAUACAUGGAAUGUCAGGGAAAGUGAAGGAAAAGAGGGUCUAAAUUAAUGAUAUAUUAAUAUCCACAGCGUGCCAGCAUGUAUUACACCAAUGUAUUAACAGGUUUCUUUCUAAUUUUAAUUUCCAUCUAUUAUUUCAGGGAUUGCUAACUAGUCUUCAUACUGUCCAGUUUUCUAGAAUUAGUAUGUUUUAAGAUCUUGGUUACGUGUGUGUGUGUGUGUGUGUGUGUGUGUGUUUUAAGGCAACGGUUGGAGCUGUUAAAAAUCUCACAGGCUCCCAUAAACAAUGUGAGCUUACUCAGGAUUCUUGCAGUUUAUCUUCCCCUGUGAAGGAAAACAGUGUUAGCCAUGCAUGCGUAAUCUCUGCAGGAAAUCAAUCAUUGCUGCGCUUUUAUCUUUCGCUUAUUUUAAACUGGGCUCCCUUUGCUAAAGGUUGUGCAAACUUCAUUUAUGUAAUGACGUUCUUUUUCCCCAGAUGGCUGCCUUGUUGCAAUUAUUUUUUUCCUAAUCUACGGUUAUUAUAACAUCACAGUGAUGCAAUAACCUGAACAAUGAAAUGUUUUGUUGAGGGCUGUUGCAUAAAAAAACAUUAAGCAACAGAUCUGACUCAUCAGCUUACAGAAUCUUCUUGAUGACCUUGCUAUCAGGUGCACAGCCUUUUGUGUGAGAGAAACCCUUUGGGUCUUCGGGUGAAGCUUCAAAUGAUUUUAAACCAUUAAUACUUUUAGUUUGAACGUCACAAAUUUAUCAAGUGAAAAACUUGCUACUUUAAUCAGCACUGGUAGCCGAAAGCUAUGGUGUGGAGAACACCAAGGUUGCAGGUUUGAUACUCAUACAGUGGUACCUCGGGUUAAGUACUUAAUUCGUUCCGGAGGUCCGUUCUUAACCUGAAACAGUUCUUAACCUGAAGCACCACUUUAGCUAAUGGGGCCUCCUGCUGCCGCCGUGCUGCCAGAGCACAAUUUCUGUUCCCAUCCUGAAGCAAAGUUCUUAACCCAAGGUACUAUUUCUGGGUUAGCGGAGUCUGUAACCUGAAGCAUAUGUAACCUGAGGUACCACUGUAUAGGAUAGCUGCAUAUUCCUGCUUUCUAAUGGGUUUGGACUGGAAGAUCCUUAGGGUCCCAUCCAACUCUAUGAUUCUAUGAUUCUAAGUAAAAAGCAAUAGAAAUUACAUUUUAUUUUUAUUUAGAAAAUUUGCAAUAAUAGUCUUCUGAGUCCCUCCUUCAUGUGCUUCCUCCUCGAGAGGCCUGGAGGGUGGCAACACGAGAACGGGGCCUUCUCUGCAGUGGCUCCCUGUCUGUGGAAUGUUCUCCCCAGGGAAGUUCGCCUGGUGCCUUCAUUACAUACCUUUAGGUGCCAGGUAAAAAUCUUCCUUUUUAACCAGGCCUUUGGUUGUCCUGAUCAACAUCCUAUACCCUUUUAAAAUGCAGCUCUUUUUUUAGGGUGGGUGUUAUUGGGUUACUGUUUUUAUUUUGAUUUUAUAUAUUGUGCUCUUUUCUGUGAACUGCCCUGAGACCUCCAGGUAUAGGGCAGUAUAUAAGUUCAAUGAAUGAAUGAUAAAUAAAUAAAUAACCAGGGCAGCCUAUGGCGCCAUCCCCCGCCCCUUGCAGCCCUUAUUCUGCCUUCCCAAAGCUAGGUAAGGAAGGUGUUGGACUUUGGGGCCUCCUGUCUUCUUCCCAAGGCAGGGCUCUAGGACCCUGUUUCGCUCCCCGACCCCCUGCACAAGGCAGUGUGCGGCCCAUGGGUUCGGUGUCAAAGUACUCUUGUGGCCCACUUGGCAUGAGAAGUUGGACUGCCCAAACUGUACUUUCAUUGUUCUUUGCCCAAAUUAGCACUGAAUUAAUGUUUAGCAUAUUAUGUAAGAGACCUUUGAUCUGGGAAAUGGUCCUUUUGACAACCCCUGACUUGGGAGAGGAUUAUAUUAUGAAAUACAGUGGUACCUCGGGUUAAGUACUUAAUUCGUUCCAGAGGUCCAUUCUUAACCUGAAACUGUUCUUAACCUGCAGCACCACUUUAGCUAAUGGGGCCUCCUGCUGCCGCCGUGCUGCCAGAGCACAAUUUCUGUUCUCAUCCUGAAGCAAAGUUCUUAACCCGAAGUAAUAUUUCUUGGUUAGCGGAGUCUGUAACCUGAAGUGCAUGUAACCUGAAGGGUAUGUAACCCGAGGUACCACUGUACAGUGCCAGUUAUAUCCAUUGAUGGAAAUGAGUGACUAUUAGCACAAAAUGAGUCUGUGAAUUUGUAAAGAGCGGUGUUAUGUGAGAUUUUUAGUUACAUGACAAUCAAGUGGUCCCAUCUCACAACAGGCUAUAGAACUGGCCUUUGGACAGUAGAAUUUGUGAUCAGUAAGUCUGAUUGCUGCUGUCUUAACUCCUUAUCAGGUAGAUUUCACCUGCAGUCAACAAUAAAUCAAUCUGAACCACCAUUUUAACUUUCUAUAGAUUAGCCCAAUGGAUUAACUGGAAAGCUGUGGAAUUGCCCAGCAUAUAUUUGCAUUUUAAGUUACCCAAAUGAAAUUCUGGGAGCUGCAAUUCUUGAUGUAGUUUUGUAUGACUUGCAGAAGUCAAUAGAGUUUCUUGGCCUACUUAAAUUAAACAUAUGGUACACAGUAGUGCUAUUUAGAAGGGAUGUAAAUAGGUUAAAGCAAAAAGACAGGUCCUUAGAUUUGCAAGUAUUAUUGUUCUUUUAUUAUUUAUUAAAUUUGUAUUAAAUCAGUGGCAUCGGUGACCUCAGUGUGGUCAUUUGAGAGUACACUAAUUAAUCCACCAGGGGCUGCUUCCACACAAACACCAUAGAAAUCAACUGGAACUAUGAAAUCAGUAGCUGAGGCAUUGUGCUAAGGAUAGCCUUUUGAGCAGAUGGAAAUAUACAAAGCUAAGCCAGAAGUGAGCCAUUUGUUUUAAAUAGAAUAGAAACUUUAUUUGAGGAUCAGCUCUAAAAUUCCAUUAUCCUUUCACCUGCUCUCAAGGAGAAAAACAACAAAGAGGAACUUUCAUUAGAAGGAGCCCAAACUAUUUUAUGAGUGAAAAAAUGCCAAAUAACCAUAGGAAAAUAAAAUGAGAAAAAUUCAAUACUCUCUCUCUGUGUGUGUGUGUGUGUGUGUGUGUGAGAGAGAGAGAGAGAGAGAGAGAGAGAGACAGAGAGAGAGAGAAUUACGCAACAGUUGUUCCAUUGCAUUCUUUGAAACAAUAUAAUGUAAGUGAUGUGAAAACUGCCUUUUAAGACCAUCCUGAUCUGAAAAUAGUGAUAAUUUGUGUGAUUUAUCUUUGGAAAGUAUAUUUGUUAUUAAUUAAUUUGUAAUUAUCAGAACAAACAAUAACUGUACUCCUCAUUCAUGGUGACAAUUACAUCACUUUCCAGUUUUUCCUCUGGGAGAAACAGAAAUAUUGCAGCACUGCAUGUAGCUCAUAUGCUUAAGAAUUCCUUUGUGAAUGUGAUUUUCUAACACAUAUUAAGUAGAUGACAUUUUCUUCUAAGGUUUUCCUCUUUAUUUUAUUUUCAUAGCUUGUAUGGAGAAGUAAACUCUUGCAUAUGUGUGUUACCGACCUACAAUUUAAUUAUAUGCUGACCCUAUAACCUCUGAACACUCCUGACACCUUUUGACGUGUGAGUGGUGUAACCUCAGCAGCGAAGGACCUUAUAAAAUCAGGGACUCGGGCUCAUCCAAACUUCCAUUUGUCCUAUGCUUACUAGGGAUGGCUCCAAGUGGUUUUUAUUUUCUCCUGCCUCUUUCUCUGGGAAAACCCGCUGUUUACUGCUGAAUUUAUACAAACAUCAAUCUGCCUAGAAAGCACGGGGAAAUGGAAGUGUGGCUUAGCCCUCAAUCAUAAAAUGAUGGCUGCAUUUGUAUGCCUUCCAAUAACAAAAUGAAACUCUGCAUUGUAACAUAAAACAUUGCAUUUCCAAUGUGGCCACUUCAAAGUCUAAAUUCUGUAGAAUUUAACUUAAAGUUACAGACCUGUUGCACCAGGCUUCCCUAGCAAGUAGUCUUUUGGUUACAUAGAGUUUAUCUUGUUAAUAGCUGGUUGUAUCUCUGUUCCAGCUUUUGUCCCCACUUCCAUAUUAGGCAUGAUAAUUCUCUUAUCCACAUUUCUUUGCUCGGCUUGCAAUCUCACUUCUAAAGCAGUGUACUCAGCUUUUUCUCCCAGUUUAUCUGAAAAACAGGAAUGGCGGUGUUUCUCCUUUUUCUGAAAAAUGUAGAAAUCAUAUUAAUGAUAAUGUUAUCACUUGCAUAGUAAUAAUAAUAAUAAUAUAAUAAUAAUUUAUUAUUUGUACCCCGCUCAUCUGGCUGGGUUUCCCCAGCCACUCUGGGCGGCUUCCACAGAGACCAAAAAUACACUAAAACGUCACACAUUAAAAACUUCCCUGAACAGGGCUGCCUUAAUAGCAUUUUUUUUUUUUUUUUAAGAAUAGCUCAUCACAGGGUUAUUAGAAUGAUGGACUCGGUAAGAAUGAAAAAGCUUAUAAGUCUACUUAUUAAGCCGUCUUAUUGAGUCCAUCAUCCUAAUAGCCCUGUAAUGGCAACUUUAGUUCUAUUUAACAGAUGGGCAACUGAGGCUGAGAUGUUCUGCAAACCCGAAUUUGUGUUCAGUGUGAAUAGUCAAAAUAGGUGAUAACACUCUCAGUUCAGCCAGCUGAGAUAAUACAGUCGUACCUUGGAAGCCAAAUGGAAUCCUUUCGACUUCAAAACUUUCGAAAACCAAAGCACGGCUUCUGAUUAGCUGCAGGAAGCUCCUGCAGCCAAUUGGAAGCCGCGGCAGCCCCAUCGGACAUUCAGGUUCCAAUUAUAGUUUGCAAACCGGAACAGUGACUUCCGGGUUUGCAAUGUUCGGGAGCCAAAACGUUCGGGAACUAAGCUGUUUGACUUCCAAGGUACGACUGUAAUUGUCUUGAACACAAGAACAAUGGAAAUUUAAUUUUGUUGAUUUAAAAUGGGUCCUGAAGUACUGUCAUGAUAAUGGUUGUAACUCUGACUUGAAAUAUAAACAGCACUUUACAAGGCACUUAUUCUUGAGAAAAUGUUAACACCUGAUGUUAGAAGGCUGAAGAGCAAUAAAUUUCCCAAAAGUAGUGCAGCUAAGUCAUCAGCUCAGUUUAAAGGGAUAGAAUAGAAUCGAAGAGUUGGAAGGGACCACGAGGUUCACCAAGUCCAACCUCCUGCCAUACAGGAAUCUUUUUGCCCAGUGUGGCGCUCAAACCUACAACCCUGAGAUUAAGAGUCUCCAUGCUCUACCAACUGUAAUAUAAAGAGUCUCUAAAAUGGUGUGACUUCUGUCCUAUAAAGUGUGGAGCUUGGAACUGAAGAAUAGCCAACUAAAACAACUUUGUUAGCUCCUUUGAUGUUAAUUGAAACUGUUCACAUGCUUAGAACCAGAUCUCUGUGUUUUGCUCCUUAGAAGUGAAAAUUUUGUGUGUUGUGCAGGAAUUAGUAAAGGCUGCAAGGUCAGCUCUGUCAAUAGAAUCCAUUAGAAACUUUCUUACUGCUUGGGUAUUUAUCAGCGUUGGUCUUGGGAAGUCACUUCUAAGUGUUAUAUAAUAAUAAUAAUCUGAUCCUUCCCACAACCGAUUCAAGUGAAAAUAAUACAUAAUAGCAAUCCUAUACUCAGAGGUAAGCCCCACUGGGUUCAAUGAGGCUUAUUUUAAGAUAAGUGAGUAUAGGAUUACAGUCUAAUUGUGCUUGUGGUGGAAGCAGGGAGGACAAGAGAGGUGUCGACAUAUUCAAAGCUGGGAUGUUGAUAAGCUGCAACUAUAUUGUUGCAAAAGAGAGCAUACAGUGGUGCCUCGCAAGACGAAAUUAAUCCGUUCCGCGAGUCUCUUUGUCUUGCGGUUUUUUCGUCUUGCGAAGCACGGCUAUUAGCGGCUUAGCGGCUAUUAGCGGCUUAGCGGCUAUUAAUGGCUUAGCGGCUUUAAGAAAAAGGAAACAAGCUCGCAAGAACUCGCAAGACAUUUCAUCUUGCGAAGCAAGCCCAUAGGGAAAUUCGUCUUGCGGAACGACUCAAAAAACGGAAAACUCUUUCGUCUUGCGCGUUUUUCGUCUUGCGAGGCAUUCGUCUUGCGAGGUACCACUGUAGUUGGUUCCCAAAGGCCAAUCCUUUUACAGCUCUUUGGCAUCCCCCUCCUGAGAUCGAACCAGGCCCCUACUCAAAUACUUACCGAGUCACAAUCAGGCCAUUGCCAUAUUAAAAAAAUAGGCAUUAGUAGUAUAAAUCUGUGGUUACAAUUGUAUAAUGAAGCAGACAGUGCUGUGUAUUGAUUGUUUCAUUGGCACACAACAUGCUACAAAACAACUUUCAAAGUGUUUAUAAAAGCACCUGAAAUUUCAAGAGUGACUAAUGUAAGGCAGCAUUCAAAGUUGGUUUUAGACUCCCCCCCCGGCCUUUUUUUUUGAGGGAGGGAGUGAUAAAAUAGUUGCAAGAUUAAUCAUAGGGGGAAAGGGCUGAAUUUGAAAUACAGUAGGAGUCAUGACCGUACAUACUAAUACUUUCCAGAGAAAUUAUAAUAGCCAAAGUAAAAUUAGCUUGUUUUUAUUAAAUGCAUUUUGAUCCUAUUGUCAGAUGAAAUUUUGACUCACACACAUAGCGUGACUAACAAAUAGUCACAUGUCUUUUCCAUUUGGAUAAAUGCUGGCUUAACAAACUGUUCAAGGGAGCUAUCGAUAAGGCUAUUGUAGCUUUGCCUGUGUUUGGUGGAUUUACCAUUAGCAUGUCAUAUAGAAUAGGGACCCUUUUAAAAGGCAUUGUGUGAGAAACAAAACCACUUAAGCUCUGUGGCUAGUGUAAAUAUUAGUUUUGUUAGCAGAAAUUAAACCGUGUUAGCCUCAAGAAUAUUUUUCUCAUUGAGGAAGGAAAUCGCACCUCACCCUUCUGUCAAUUAUUUUUGGGUGAAGGUCCAGGGGAACAAAAGAAAACCCCUCUCUUUGAAAUAAAGAAUGCAGUGUAGAGCCUAAAUCUACAAAACAGUGUGGACCAUUGGUUUCUGUAUCACCAUAAUGAUAAUGCUUGAGUUCCCCUUAUAAUUACUAGAUAUUCCACACAUUGCUUCAGUCUAAUAACCUCAAGGGACAUGCUAGCUGGACCCCCACAUCCUUGGGGCUUCAAGGGGACAUUAUGCUGGAUGCCAUGGCAGUUAGAGUACCGUAUUUUUCGCCCUAUAGGACGCACUUUUUCCCCUCCAAAAAUGAAGGCUUUUGCUGAAGCUUGGAGAGUGAGAGGGGUCGGUGUGCACCGACCCCUCUCGCUCUCCAGGCUUCAGGAAGCUAUCAGCAAGCCUGGGGAGCCUGCAGGAGUUCCUGCAGGGCUCCCUACGCUGCGGAUAGCAGCCUGCUGCACGGAGCGCGGGGUGCGCUGAAGCAGAGCGCCCCGCGCUUCGGGCAGACAUCAGUCAGCCCCACAAGCUCGGGGGACAGCGGGGAGGCGCAGCGCCGCCAUCCCGCUGUUCCUCGACCUGGUUUGGAGGCUGGCGCUGGGGAGAAUUUCACUUGAAGUAACAUUUCACUUUAAGUAACCCAAGAGCCUGCCAUUCCCAUACCUCUAUGAGCAGAGUUGCUCCUGUUCCUUGCAAACAGUUGCAUGCCAGAGUCCUAAGGUAGUGCCAAGCUGUUGGAUCCUGUAAUAUGUACUGUGGAAGGGCCUUCAAUUAGAGGGAUUGGCAUGUCAAUGCAUUUGGUACAGCUGUAAAGGUAAAAAGGUAAAGGACCCCUCGACAGUCAAGUCCAAUCAAAGGUGACUAUGGGGUUGCGGCGCUCAUCUCGCUUUCAGGCCGAGGUAGCCGGCGUUUGUCCACAGACAGCUUUCCGGGUCAUGUGGCCAGCAGGACGUAAACCACUUCUGGCACAACGAGACACCGUGACAUAAGCCAGAGUGCAUGGAAAUGCCGUUUACCUUCCGCCACAGCGAUACCUAUUUAUUUUUGAACUGCUAGGUUGGCAGAAGCUGGGACAGAGCAACGGGAGUUCACUCUGUCACGAGGAUUCGAACACCGGCGGUGACCUUCCAAUCGGCAAGCCUAAGAGACCCAGUGGUUUAGACCAAGAGGCUCAGUGGUUUAGUGCAGAGCUGUAGUGCACCAAUGGCAAAAACACCCUGUGGGAGGGGGAGAGACUACUUUGGCCUGCUUCAUAUUCUGUUGCAUCCUUAGACUGUUUUCCUUGACUAAUAGCUUAUAUAUUUAUUCCCAUUUUGAGUAGAUUUUUAGGUAUGGAAAAACCUGCAUUAGAAUAACUUUUGUCAUUUGGACACAAUGUCAAACGUUGUUGUUAGACGAAUAUUAUUUCACUAAUUACUUAACAGUCUUGUCAUUUAUUGAGUGAGCCAACCUGAGUUAAUACAUUGCAUUCAUUUCCCUUUGGUAUGAAUUGCAGAUGAGAUUAUUUAUGCCUCAAAUGUUGCUCCAUCUGGUGAAACUGAGAAUAGAAACAUUGAAAUAGGAGCUUUUAAAGUUACCAAAUAUAGAAGUAUUAUGUGGUUACAAUACCAGAAAAGGCUGGUCCCCUUUAAUAGUGUUUUGGAUGUGGAUUUGAGAACCUAGGCUUCAAAUCUAAGGUUGACUACAAACUCAUGAGUGGUCUUUGAUAUAUUGCAGAACCUACCUCAAAUUUAAUUUGAAAAUGAGAAUAAUUAUUACAUAGUUUAUAUAGGGAUGCAUUAAAAAAGGACUUCAAGCCACUUCAGACUUUGACAAUUCAUUUUGAAACAUUUGCUCUGACUUAGCAGUUGCACUGCCAUUAUAACAUCCUUGCAAUACCAACAAGAUUUAAUGUUUUUCCUUUUUAAAAUGAUGUUGGUGGACAAAUUGGGAGAUGUCUUCCUAGGAAUUUUUUUGCUGAUGUUGCAUGUCUUAGCUAUAAAAGUACUAUGUAAAUAAUUUAUAAUGGCUAUCUUUAGAAAGAUCUCUUAAGUUACUGUAGCUGUAAAUUGCUACUGCAGUGUUUUCAGAUCAAGGAAGCAGGCUUAAAAAUAAAAUAAAAUCAAUGGUUUAUCACCCCCACCACCAUCUGGUAAAAAAGGUGCACUAGAGCCUGCUCUGCAUAACUGACACCAGCCAUUCUGAUAUGAAUUAAUUUGAUAAAUUAAUAUGAAGCAUACUUUUAGCUUGUGAAUGAGACCUGGUAAAUUAGGUUUCAUGCGGGCAUCAAACUUGAUAUAGUUCUCUGCAUACUUUUAAAAAAUGUACAUGGCUUUCCAAACUGAUAUUUAACUUUCCUCUGUCACCAGUACAAUCUUUCAAAGCAACCAAAGUUUCAAAGCAGCUCUUGUACACCGACCACAAAAGAAAGAACUAACAAAAAUAGCAUUUAUUUAGGAGAGCGGAACAUAAAUUUGGACAAAUAAAAAGGAACAGAAAAUAGUACUCCAUCUAGCAUACUGACUUAUUUCAUAUUUUAGAUUCCCUGAACUUGUGUAAAAUACCUAGGACAGAAGUCUUACUUGUGCAGUUUUUAGCCUUUUUCCUUCUUCCUUCCUCCAUCCUUUGUAUUUAAUACCUUUGUAACGAGUGUGAUCACUGGAGUUCCACUCAUGCUGGAGAAAGGGAGCAGGGAGGUAUUUCUGUUGAUCCAUCCCAAUGCAGACCCCUGUAAAACUGCCCUGGAGGAUUGUGGGAUUCUCUAGAUCACCCUGGGAGCUUUUCCUUGGGUCCCAGGGAGGGAAUCAACUCUCUCUCCUUCUUCCAGCAGAGAGUCUCUGCUAGAUUUUGAUUCCCUCUACAAAUGAAAAGAGCUCAUCUUCCGCUCUAGGAGAGAGACUGUGGGAUCAAACCCAAUAUUAGUUCAUUGUUCAAUGGAAAACAUCAGAGUAGAAUGCAAUUCCAUACAGAAAUGGGAUAGCAUUACAUAUUAAAAGGACUUUGCCAAGUAAUGUGGAGUUGACUGAAUGAAGGAAACUGGCUCAACAGGGAUACUGGAGGCACACAAAGAUUUUCUAGAAACACUGGAAACUGCUUUUAUACCAAGUCAGAGCAUUAAUGCAUAUAGCUGAGUAGACUCUACUCUGACUGGCAGUGCCUCUCCAGAGAUUAGACAGGAGUUUUCUCCAGCCCCACCAGAGAAUGAAUCUGCAAAACAUAUGCCCACAGCUCUUACCACACAGCAAAUGGCUGUGUAUGCUUAUGGUGAAGGUGGAGAAAUCUGAACUCUGUUGUACCUUCCACCAUGGGACGUAGCCACAAAUUUUGUUGGGGGGCAGGCUUUUGUUAGGGAGGGCAGAACCUCAGAUUUGCAUUUAUUUCGAUUGGUUAUUUGGGGGGGCAGCUGCCCCCCAGCCCUCCUUGGCUAUGCCUUCCACACUCAGGUACAACACCCGCACAGGAGAAGAUCAUACCCUUUGUUAUGCAGACUCCAGAAUUAACAGCUGAAACUUAUAAAAAGCAAAGCCUUCUUUCUGACUCUUGGCAGGGGACCACGAUGACUGUAUUCAUGGAAAUGAUGACAAGCAAACUGACUCCUGCUCGCCCAGCUAUGCACACUUGCUCACUUGUUAGGAACUUUGAUGUGUAUUGAUGUUACAGACCCAUACGAGGCAGAAUCAGUCACCAGCAAUCCAUUUAAAGUUUUCCAGUGAAAAGUGAAGUAAUUUCAGAAUCAGGAGCAUAGUAGGGAAAGUGACUAACUAAAAUCUGCAAAACAGAAAGGAUUUUCUGGAAUUCAUGGUGAUUAUCAGUACGCUGUCUUCCUUACGUCUCGCCUAUUACUUAUAUGCUCGGUGGUUGGAGGUGCUACUGUGGUCUUAGCUAUUCUUUCCUCCCCUCGCCUUCCCGUGCACUGUGGUGCUGCAGAUAACAAUUGCUGCUCCACACCUUGUGAGUUUUUAAUUUUUAAGCAACCCACAAUAUGAUAGCUAACCAUGUCAUUGAUGUUACAUGUUGUUAGGCCCAUAGUUUGCACAAAGAGCUGGCUUCUAUGAGUUAAUUAUAGCUGCUUCUGAGUGAAAAUCUGUCCCAUCCCACCACUCCUCUGGCCCAAAGGUGAUAUGAAAGUCAGGCAAGGAAAAUAUAGUUAGGCUAUACUGACCUAUAUAUCAGUAAUCCGUAUGUCGCUAUUCUUUUGGAUGGAAAAUGAGAAAGAGUAAACAAUACAGAUUAAAUUCAAGUGAGUCAUAGUUACACAUUCCAGUUUGUGGUAUGGCAUGAGGUGUUUUACACAGCAGUAAAAAAUCUACUUGCUGAAGCUAAGUUGAUCUAGGUCUUAGCAAUACUUGGGUGGGAGAUAGCCUGGGAAAGUAUACCAAGAUGGAAUCAUAGAAUCUUAAGAGUUAGAAGGGACCCAAGAGUCAUCUAGUCCAACCCCCUGCAAUGCAGGAAUCCCAGCUACAGCAUCCAUGACAGAUGUCAAUCCAACCUCUGCUUAAAAACCCCCAAGGAAGGAGAGGAAGAAAUGCAAGAUAUUAAAUGUAUAAUUAAUUAAUAGUAACAAAUCACUAGAAGUGAAUGUGGUUAGAGCUUAUAUACUUUCCCAUUAACAUUAUCUUAAUUCUUUUAAGGUAUGCAAGUACUAUAUACCUGUUUAUCUGUUUAUUAAGAUAUGCCCAAUAUGGUAAAGCCAUUCAGUGAUUUAUGACUUGAGCUUUCUUUCCUGAAUGAAUAACUAAAAGAUACUUUGAAUAAUAUUCACACAUACAUUUUAAAGACUGUAAAAUCAAGAAACUAAUCAUUAUUAUUAUUCUUUUGUAUGCCACAGGUGUUUUCCGAAGAUUGUAGGCUGAACCUACCCAGAAGCAAUUUUUACCAAGACGACAUGAUGCUUGAGAUGAUGGAACAAAUGGGAGAAUGCUUAUGGAUUUAAAAUUACUGUAUUUAUCCAGUUGUUACGGUUCAAGAAGUCCUAGAAGAUUAAUUUAUCCUGUUACUAUUUGCACACCUACUAAAAAUUGCUUCUGAUGCAGCUGAGAAAAAUGCAGUCCAUUAAAACAGAACAGGCACCCGCUGAUACAAGUAGCAAUGUGGACAAAAUUAUGGCACUUAGUUCUACAUUAGGAGAUGUAUCUGAUGACCUAGCUACUGGCGAUGAAAUGCUACUCAGUGAAGGAGGCAUUGCAAAAAACAAGUCUUCAGCAUGCCGGAGAAAGCGGGAAUUCAUUCCUGAUGAAAAGAAAGAUGCCAUGUAUUGGGAAAAACGGCGGAAAAAUAAUGAAGCUGCCAAAAGGUCUCGUGAAAAGCGGCGGCUAAACGACCUUGUAUUGGAGAACAAACUAAUUGCACUGGGAGAAGAAAAUGCCACUUUAAAAGCUGAGUUACUUUCACUGAAGCUAAAGUUUGGUUUAAUUAGCUCUUCAGCAUAUGCCCAAGAGGUUCAGAAGCUCAGCAAUUCAACAGCUGUUUAUUUUCAGGAGUAUCAGAAUGCCAAAUCAAGUAUUAACUCUUUCAUUGAUGAGCAUGAACCACCAAUGGUGGGCAGCAGUUGUAUAUCUGUCAUUAAGCACUCGCCACAAAGCUCUUUAUCCGAUGUGUCUGAAGUGUCAUCAGUAGAUCAUGCUCAAGUGAGCCCUAUACAAAAUAAUUGCAAAAAUCCUGAAAAUAAGUUCCAGCUCAUAAAGCAGGAGCCAAUGGAACUGGAAAACUAUGCAAGGGAUUCGCGAGAUGAAAGAGGCUCCUAUACAACAUCCAUGUACCCAAAUUUCAUGGGGAGCAACUUUAGUGGGUACUCACAUUCCCCUCCACUGUUGCAAGUUAACAGAUCCUCUAGUAAUUCUCCAAGAACUUCAGAGGCUGAUGACGGUGUUGUUGGAAAGUCAUCAGAUGGAGAAGAUGAGCAGCAGGUACCUAAAGGCCCAAUCCACUCUCCUGUUGAACUUAAAAGCAAUCAUGCCACAGUUAAAGUCCCAGAGGUGAGCUCUUCUGCACUGCCUCAUAAGCUUAGAAUUAAGGCUAAGGCCAUGCAGAUCAAAGUGGAAUCAUUGGAUAAUGACUAUGAUGCUACCCAGAAACUAACGUCACCAAUUGAUAUGUCAUCUAAAAGGCAUUUUGAACUCGAAAAGCACAAUGUGCAAAAUUUGGUACAUACUUCUCACACUCCUUUCUCUGUCCAAGUGACUAAUAUUCAAGACUGGUCUCUGAAACCAGAGCACUGGCACCAUCAAAAGGAAUUAACUGAAAAAAAUCAGAGUGGCUGCAAAACGGGAGCAGCUGACAUUAAAGACAAUUCCUACAAAGUGUCUGAGACAGAGAACUUGUAUUUGAAGCAGGGCAUAGCAAAUCUGUCUGCAGAAGUUGCUUCACUUAAAAGACUUAUAACUACACAACACAUGUCUGCUUCAGACUCUGGCUAAAUGACUACUGAAUAAAUGCUUAUUGUUUUAAAGGAUGUCAUUUGCAGUAGAUUGAUAUGUUUUGUAUUAUGCUGAAUUUUCACUGGACUUGUGAUGUCAUUUCACUGUAAUGUUCACAUGAUGUCUGAUGGUGUGUUUUCGUGCACAGAUGACUAUAAAGGCUAGAUUGUCAUGAUCACUAUGCCUUGUGUAUAGUUAAGUAGCCUGUGCAAAGGCUGUAUAUAGUGAACAUUAUUUUUCUGUCGUUCUGUUACUAUAAAGUGUGAAAGUUGCCAGUUCCAAUAAACAAUUGGUGACAAGCACAGAACUGGUAUGUCGUCGGUCCAUUUCCAUUAACAUGUCCUGAGAACCAUCUCCAUUAUCUUAGUUAUAGGUGUCUUGAUGUAUGUAUUAGUUAUAAGAGAGGAGUGUUUCCCUCCCACCCUGCCCGUGGCAAAGCCCUAUCCUCCCCUAUGCUCCUUGGGAAGUCUUUGAAAAUUAAAUGCCAUUUCUGACACAUAGAUAUGGGGAGAUGGUGGAAUAAUACUGGUUUUCCCACAGGGACUGGAUAACAACAACAACAACAACAAAAUAUUAUUUAUAUUCCACCCAUCUGGCUGGGUUUUCCCAGCCACUGUGGGUGGCUUCCAACAGAAUAUUAACAACAUGAUAAAAUAUCAAACAUUAAAAACUUCCCUAAACAGGGCUGCCUUCAGAUCUCUUCUGAAAGUCAGGUAGUUGUUUAUUUCCUUGACAUCUGAUGGGAAGGUGUUCCACAGGGCGGGCACAACCACCAAGAAGGCCCUCUGCCUGGAUCCCUGUAACUUCACUUCUCGCAGUGAAGGAACUGCCAGAAGGUCCUCGGAGCUGGACCUCAGUGUCUGGGCUGAACGAUGGGGCUGGAGAGAUGAAAGUAUACCUCGGUUAGCACCAACACUUUGAAUUGUGCUAAAACUGUCUGACAGAAUGGGUGCGACAAGAAACAAACUAUGUUCUCCAACCUAAGAGGUUUAGAGAUGCUCUUGUAGUCCAAGAAAAUGAAAAGCUGAAACCUGAAGCCUUUAGCAGGCAAAUAUUUUAGUCAUAGUUUUGUUUUAUUUUUAUUUCUGUUUUAUUAAAUUUGUAUCCCACCAUUCCAAAGAAGCCUGGCGUGGCAAACAACCAACAAUGAAAACAUCUUAGAAACAAUUGCAAUACAGAUGAGGACUUGGAAAAAUCUCAACUUAAAAGGCUUGUUGAAAGAGGUAGGUCUUGAGUAGGCACCAAAACGACAACAGAGAAGGCAGGGAAUUUCAAAGGGUAGGUACCACAAAACUAAAGACCCAAUUCCUUCACUGUGUGGAAAAGAUCUCCUGGUAAGAUGUUAUCUGUAGGAGGCCCUCACCUGCCAAGCACAGUUAUCAAUUGGGUAUUUCUUGUAAUGGAUGUUUUUUUUUUUUUUUUUUGCAGUCUUCAGUAGCUGCUAGUGGCUUAUUAAAACACCUUACUUAUAGAAGACAUCUUAUCUAUAUAGUAUGAUGUUGCUCUUUGUAUGUAUUUUAACCCCACUUUUGCAUUUAGACAUCUAUUCCUGCCUCCAAUAAAACUCAGUUAAUAUUUUUGUUUCACUUACCAAAUAUAGAUACUAGUAAUCCAUUUUGUUGUAAGAGAGGUUUGUUUUCUACAACCAAAGGAUUUAAUUCACUCAAGAACGACUUGUGGUCUUUGUCAUACAGUCUGUUGCAAACCUGUUUCAACAGGAACUUGACAUCAAAAUGAAUUCUUCAGAGCUUAUUAGAAUUCAUGUUCUAGUUACUUUGUUUAAUAGUCAGGGAUAGUCUGGCUUUUAAGAGCUACUGCAGUCUUCUGAAGCCAUAUUUUCCUUUCCUUAGAUGAUUUUCUGUUUCUUAAAUAAUAUACUGUAGAUUCUCCCCUGGUCCUCAAGUACACUUUCAUCUUAAGAGAACGUUGACAUGUCCUAUUGUAACAAAAAUAAUUUUCAAAUUCAUCUGACAUGAUGAUAAUGGAAAACAAAUCCAUAAGAAACCUGCCAUCUUUCCCCUUGGUUUCAUCUGUUAUGUAAAAAUAGGCAUGAUCUGUGGUGACUGACUAUAGCUUUUUCAUGUGAUCAGGUUAAUGUGGUAAGGGUAUAUCCACAUAGUGACUUAUACUAUCAAUCCCCACUAAUAACCUGUGCUAUCCCUUGAACUGCACUUUCUAGGGUUUAUAAGUUCCAGUGUUUCAUAAACUAAGUCCUGAAUGUGUUAGUAGUGGUUGCUGAAAGUUUUGGAUCUCCUUUUAUCUUAGGGGUGGGGAAGCUAUGGUUUUCCUGAGGAUGCUGGGCUCCCAUCAGGCGCAAGCAACUAUAAGGUCCGAGUGCAACACUCUUAACGAUUACGCCACACUGGCUCCCUUUAAAAAAUCUAUUAAUACCAUUCUGUCUCUCUUAUCAUUACCUGCCUAUUUCAGUGUCUUUCGAAAACCACACGUGAAUGGACCCUCCCAUUUUUAUUUGUUAACAUCCCAUCAAAGUUAGCACCAAGGGCUAUUUCACAUUGUAUUUCCACAUACAGAACUUUUGAUAUCUCCACAUAUCACUUCAUAUGCAAUGCAUUUCAGUGGAGUCAGUUCAUGCACUCACCCCCCAGUCCUCAAAGGUACAAUAGUCAAACAGGAAAUUCAGCGGAACAGAGAAGCACACAUCUACGUAUAUGUAAAUAUGGUACGAUGAUUCAAAAGACCACAAGCCCAACUUGAAAACAUAAUAGAAAACAGUAAGUGAUGAACCCAGAGUUUAGAAGUGAGUUUACAGAGUUUUAGUUUGGAAUUUCUAGGUUAAUCACAAGGCAAACCCAAACCUUUCUAAAUUUCAGGUUCAGUUCAGUUAGUUUGGCUCCUUGCCCUUUAACACUUAGCGGUGCUAGGUACAUUUUUGGUGGAAAAGACUGCUGCUCUGGCCUUCAUUAGUUUCUACAGCAACAAUGGUGGCUGUCAGGAUUGCUGAGCAUUAUGAGAUUCUCAGGAUACCUGGAUUCUUAAAAAUCCUGGUGCCUAGAACACUGUCCCCCCACUUAAUGCAGGGGUUAUGUUGGAAAGUAUUGGGGGGGGGGGAGGUUCCUGUGUAUCUGAAUUGACAAAAGCCACAUUUUGAUUAGGUACUUGUGUAUCACUUACACUUUGAGGUAACCCAUGUUUUCUUAGCUGAAAUGGUUUCAAAAUUUCAGAGUUUCCUUUAGCUUAUUCAUAAUAAUGUAUGAAAAUGCAUUUGGAAAUGGGGAAAAAUGAAAAGAAAAGAAGUACUACCAGAUGAAUGCCAGUAAAAUUAGUGGAGCCCUAAGUUUAAAAUAUGGCUUUUAUUACCACCAUAUUGUCUUAAAAAUACUUCUUACAGCUCAUUGCACAACACGAGCUGGGUAACCACAUGAUUACGAGAAAACAAUUUUCAUUGCAAAAGUGAACUAGCAUGAAAGUUCUGGUACAGAACAUCAUGUCCAAGGGUGAACUGAUACAUGGCCAAGUGCUGAAAUCCUUAUUCAGUGUAGAAUUCUGAAAUGAAUGGCUUUAUGAUUGCAAGAGAACAGGGGAACUCAACUCUUUUCCAGCACAGGAAUAACAUAAAAAAUAAAGGAAUUACCAUAGAUUGGGAAGGAGUUGUGUGUGAAGGUUUGGACUUAAUGACCAUGAGGAUCUCUCUUACAAGCUGUGUGCGUCACAUGGAGAUACAGUAAAGAACUGAAUAUAGAAUAUCAUUCUAGAAUCCUUAGAGGCAAGAAGCUACUAGUGCAUUAAGGCUUCAAUCCUAGACACAUUUAGUGGGAAGGAAGCCCCCCUGAAGACAGUGGAAUUUACUUCUGAGUAAACAGAGGAUUGUACUGCACAUCCUCCUCUCGUUGCAGAAGAACAAUAAUCUAUUAUGGAUGAUAAGGCACCUGGAAAAGACUGCAAAAAUCUAACCAAGUACUGUGGAAGCAAUGCCAGAAGCAGGCUACACCUGUUUGCAAAUUAGCUCACUAGGAAUUACAUGAUGAAAGGGCAUUAAACUUAUAACUUUUACAAAACACAUUACUCAUAUCUUCUGGCAAACCACCCACUGAUUCUCAGAAGCUUUGUGUCAAAAUGCUCAACACUAGUUUUAUUAUAUGGUGUACUUAAUCUGCCUUGUGACAGUAUAAACUUAACGACAUGCAGAUAAAAUAAUUGAAUUUCCAGUGGUAUUUAUGGGACGAACCAUAGCUCUGCCUUAGAGCACAAGCUGCACGCAGAAGGUCUCAGAUUCAAUUUCUGGUAUUUCCAAGUUGGGCUGGGAAAGAACCUGGCCUGAAACUCUGGAAAAAUGGUAUCAGUUGGUGUUGACAGGUCCGAGAGCCAGUGUGGUGUAGUGGUUAAGAGCGGUAGUCUCGUAAUCUGGGGAACCGGGUUCAUGUCUCCGCUCCUCCACAUGCAGCUGCUGGGUGACCUUGGGCCAGUCACACUUCUUUGAAGUCUCUCAGCCCCACUCACCUCACAGAGUGUUUGUUGUGGGGGAGGAAGGGAAAGGAGAAUGUUAGCCGCUUUGAGACUCCUUAAAGGGAGUGAAAGGCGGGAUAUCAAAUUCAAACUCUUCUUCUUCUUCUGAGAUAGAUGGACCAAUGGUUGGUCUUACUUGGCCCUCAGGUAAUUUCUCCGCAGCUUGAAAGAGGGAACAAGCAUCAAGCUAAUCACACUUGAUACAGUGUUCUAGCUACUAAGCUAGAUUAUUGUUAUAACAUAGCCUCCAACAUUUCUCUGAUGAAAAUAGGGACAUCCUAUUCAAUAAUACCUCGCCCAGUCAGAUAGGCAGGGUAUAAAUAUUAUUAUUACUACUACUACUACUACUAUAUUACUAUUUAUACCCCGCCCAGUCACUCUGGGUGGCUUCCAACAUAUAAAAACAUUUAAAAAAUUAAACAUUUAAAACUGCCUUCAGAUUGCUUGGGGGUCUUCAGAUGCCUCGGGCGUCAGAUAACUCCAUACCCUCCAACAUUUUUCUGAUGAAAAUAGGGAUGUCCUAAGGAAAAGUGGGACAUUCUGGGAUCAAAUCAGAAACUGGGAUGGCUUCUGUAAAUCCAAGACUGUCCCUGGAAAAUAGGGACAGUUGGAGGGUCUGUUAUAAUGGUAAACUUUUCCCAUCAUAUGCUUUCUGACUUUGAUUUAUUCAUAUUUAAUGCCAUGUAUAUUACACACUGCUAUUCUUUAUCACUAUAAAUGUUUUGCUCUUCACAAAGUAUAGGUAAAGGGGAUCCCUGAACAUUAGGUCCAGUUGUGACUGACUCUGGGGUUGCGGCGCUCAUCUUGCUUUAUUGGCUGAGGGACAGCUUCCGGGUCAUGUGGCCAGCAUGACUAAGCCACUUCUGGUGAACCAGAGCAGCGCACAGAAACGCCGUUUACCUUCCCGCUGGAGUGGUACCUAUUUAUCUACUUGCACUUUGAUGUGCUUUCGAACUGCUAGGUUGGCAGAGCAGGACCAAGCAACAGGAGCUCACCCCAUUGCGGGGAUUCGAACCGCCGACCUUCUGAUCGGCAAGUCCUAGGCUCUGUGGUUUAACCCACAGCGCCACCCGCAUUCCCCUCCACAAAGUAUACAAAUAUAUAAACCUCCUGCAUUGAACACUGAUGAUUUUUAGAAAUAUUUCUGCAUUUUGGACCAUUGCAAAAUUAUACCUCAGCAACUGGAAAACCUGGGUUGUUAAAGAAUCCGUUCUUCAAAAGAAAGCACAGGGAGUCUUGUCAUACCUUCUCAAUAAAACUUAAUUAAAUUCAACUUAAUUAAAUACCUUAAUUGAAACACACCCAAGUAAUGGAGUUAAGCAACCACCCCCAAUCUAGUGUCUUUCUGAUGUUUUGUACUACAAUUCCCACUAGCCUUAGCCAGCAUGUCCAGUGCUCAGGAAUGGUGGUAGUAAUCCACAAACAUCUUUAGAGCACUUAGCUGGGAAAGGCUGGGUUUGAAGAAUGGAUGCAUCUUAGCAGGAAGUUUAAUCUUGAAGCAUGAGCUGACAAUUAACUAACAGAGAAAAGGUGGAGGGGGGGAAAUAAGACAAAGUGGGAACUGUUGUUAAAUGUUUGUGACUAAGGAGUGGGCAGGCAAUGACUUGCGGUGGGGAAGGGAAGAAUAGCAUAUGGCAUGCAAGGAAGAGGACAGGUUGGAAGAGGAAAUGUUUUUCUUGGAUAUGUUAUGGUCUACUCGGCUGCUGGUUUAUUUAUAUCAUGAAAAGUGAUCCAAGCCAUUUUUUUCUUGCUCAACGUGCAAAAUGGCAAAAUUACAAAUGCAGAUGUAGCAAGACCGUUGAGAAUGCUGGGAAUGCAAAUGAAAAUGCAGUUCCCCUGAGAACUGAUGAGCUGCUCUAAGGGGAAAUAUAUUUAUAUAUAAAUCUCGCACAAGAACACAUACACAGUGUCGGUCUAUAUGUAGUUUUAAGAAUUUGACCCAGUAUGUUUUAUAGUGGUUUGAGCUAGUAUAUAAAUCUUAAAGUGUACUUCUGUAAGUCCACCAGCUGUCAUUUCGACCAGCACCCACCCUGUCCCAGAAAAAAACAAAUUACACUGGCUGUUGAAAUCAUCCCGUUGUUUGUUUUAAGCCUUAGCUGAGCACAUUUCCCCAACUUCCACUAGUGCACUGGGAAUUCUUCUGUUUUGAUGUUUGACUAAUUCUGGCACUUAAAGGUUAUGGGAACUAACAUUAAGCUGGGGGGGUAAAUGGCAACAAAAAUGUAAUGAAAUCAGAAGGAUUUCUCUCAGCAUAGCUGAUUAACUGCAACAUUGGGUUGAAAGUUAAGUAAACAGAAAGGCAUGGGAAAAAACUACACGAGGGAAAGUGGCCAGAGAUGGCUAUUUUUAUUCCCACAAAACGCUUCCAUUGCAAACUGUUGAAUUCAGUGCAGUAUUUGGAAUAGAUCCUGUCAAACUGAAACCACAAACACAUGCAACACCGCAAGGUAGGAGGAGGAGGAGGCACUGGGGGGAGUGGGGAGCCUUUGGCCUGUAUGGCAGAUGUCAGUGGAAGAUGGACUUUGCGUUUCAAAUGCUGUCAACACAUCAGGUUGUAACAUUUUUUGAUCACCUGCCAACUGUUGCACAAGCAUUUAAAUCAAUAAAUAAUUUUCUGCAACAGGAAGCAUACGUCCAUGUUCCCACAAUCUUUUAGCAAGUCUUAUCCCGUAUGUUUCACAGAUGUUCCCCUUAAGAGACUGAAAAGCUAGAUUCGAGACAAAUAAAUCUCAUGUGUGGCAAUUUCCCUUCUAGUGAAUAAAAACAGGUCCCUUAACAAAUCCUCAUUUGACAUAAACAAACCCUAGACUUUUGAAAAGUUUAAUUUUGUUUCAGCUUUUCUUUUUAAUAAUAUCAUUAUUCACCAGAAGCGGAAGCUUGCAGAUGGGAUUGUAGUAUUAUUCAAAAUAAAUUGUAUCUUCCUUUAUUUUAUUAAUUCUAUAUUGAGGGGCAAUCAAAAUAUGUUUCUAUUCCUUAUUGAAUGGCAAAACAUAUUGCACUUUACUACUAUAUUCCGUAUCUUCAAACGGCAACAUUUUUCGAAGACCUGUUAGAAGUACUAAAGGGGGGUCGGAAUCAUGUGCCACUUGACAAAAGUUGCUAGUCAGUAAGAUUUUAGGCAGGGUAGAUUAUUCUGUUACAACUGCAAUGUGACAAUCUGGAUUUGCAGCAACAAGAUGAGGAUGAGCUCAAUUCCAGAACAAGAUGAUAACUAAGAAAGUUUACAUUUUUAUUUAUUUACAUCAUUCUUAUCUUGCUUUCAAAUUCAGGGGACUGUACAUGACAACUCCCAUUUUUAUUUUUAUAGGUGGCACUAAGCCC
Messenger RNA from Podarcis lilfordi (Lilford's wall lizard), 29946 nucleotides. NCBI's taxonomy places the organism in Eukaryota, Metazoa, Chordata, Lepidosauria, Squamata, Lacertidae. The record is from the annotation of a GenBank genome assembly.